This is a messenger RNA of Papilio polytes (common Mormon), 3977 nucleotides long. It is a transcript of the gene Grp170, whose product is annotated as hypoxia up-regulated protein 1. The transcript is spliced from 9 exons. Gene Ontology annotation, biological process: negative regulation of hypoxia-induced intrinsic apoptotic signaling pathway; endoplasmic reticulum unfolded protein response; cellular response to hypoxia. Gene Ontology annotation, molecular function: ATP-dependent protein folding chaperone; ATP binding. Gene Ontology annotation, cellular component: endoplasmic reticulum chaperone complex. Lineage: Eukaryota; Metazoa; Arthropoda; Insecta; Lepidoptera; Papilionidae. The record is from RefSeq and is a predicted model, not a curated record. Bases 159 to 2888 code for a protein of 909 amino acids.
UCUUAUCCAGAAAGAAGAAAACACGUUAAACUUGACGUGGACUUAACUAGCUGGCCCACUUUAUUAAACAAUAAUGUGCUAGAAUUUCUAACUAUUGCAUUAUUAUAAGACAAGUGAUUUAUUUCAUUAAUCAGAUACAUGUUAUUUCUUGUAUUAAGAUGGCCUUAAAUAUCAAAAUGUACACUGUUUUGUGUUCAAUAUUGCUACCAUUACUUCUAAGUCAUAAUGCGGAUGCUGCAGCAGUAAUAUCUAUUGAUUUGGGUUCGGAAUGGAUGAAAAUAGGCAUCGUGUCACCUGGUGUACCAAUGGAGAUAGUUUUAAAUAAGGAAUCUAAACGCAAGACACCAGCUGUGGUUGCGUUCCGAGAUGGUGUGAGAACAUUUGGGGAAGACGCUGUUAAUGUGGGUGUAAGAUUCCCGAAGAACACAUAUAAAUUCUUCUUAGAUUUACUGGGGAAGUCAUUCGAUCAUCCAUUGGUGAAAGCAUACAGAGAAAGGUUCCCAUACUAUGACUUGGUGGCAUCUGACCGUGGUACCCCAAUUUUUGUACAUGAUGAGAACACUAAGUUUACACCGGAAGAACUAGUUGCUCAACUUUUAGCCAAGGCAAAGGAGUUUGCAGAAAUCAGCCAUGGCCAACCUAUAAGUGAAUGUGUAAUCACCGUGCCUGGUUACUUCAACCAAGCUGAAAGGAGAGCUCUAAAAGAUGCAGCUGCUUUAGCAGGACUUAAUGUACUGCAACUUAUUAAUGAUUAUACUGCUAUUGGUAUUAACUAUGGCAUAUUUAGACGGAAGGAAAUCAAUGAGACAGCUUGGUACACCCUAUUCUAUGAUAUGGGAGCUGUUUCAACCAAAGCAGCUUUGGUCGAGUACAAAACUGUCAAGAUAAAGGAGAAGGGUUAUGUGGAGACUGUACCGCAGCUGCAAGUUAUUGGUGUUGGAUAUGACAGGACUUUAGGUGGUUUUGAAAUGACAUUGCGCCUUCGCGAGCACUUAAUCAAGGCGUGGCUGGCCAAUGGCGGAGGAGACGUGAGAGCAUCUCCCCGGGCGAUGGAAAAAUUACUCCGAGAAGCGGAGAGAUUGAAAAUUGUGCUAUCGGCCAACACAGAACAUUAUGCACAGAUUGAGAAUCUUCUAGACGAUAAAGAUUUUAAGGUUUUGGUGACCAGAGCGGAGUUUGAAGAGCUUUGUUCAGAUUUGUGGAGCAGAGUGUCGGGGGUGAUCCAGCGAGCGGUGGCGUCCGCCGCGGGCUCGGGCGAGGGCGCCAAGCUGGUGCUGGCGGGCGGCGCAGCCCGAGCGCCGGCUGUGCACGAAGCCCUCCGCAAAGUCGUGGGACAUGAACCAGCUCGGUCUAUCAAUGCUGAUGAAGCCGCUACUAUGGGAGCUGUCUAUAGAGCUGCAUCUCUAGCUACUGGGUACAAAGUCGCUCCAUUGAACGUUCGUGAUGCGGUGCUACUGCCCAUACAGGUCGUUUUCACUAGAAAUGUUGAUGGAAAUGAAAAACUGAUCAAGAGAACUUUGUUCGGUCCAAUGAAUCCUUAUCCACAAAAGAAGGUAAUUACUUUCAAUAAACACACUGAUGAUUUCUCUUUCAAUGUCAACUAUGCUGAGCUGGAUCAUGUACCCUCUACUGAAUUAAAAUACAUUGGUUCACUAAACCUUAGUCAGGUUACCUUGUCUGGGGUCAGUGAGGCUCUCGGAAUGCAUAUUGGAGAUAAUGUUGAACAUAAAGGUAUUAAAGCCCAUUUCAACAUGGACGAUUCUGGUAUUCUCAAUUUGAUAAAUGUGGAAUUUGUAGCUGAAAAAACUGUGACAGAUGAUGAUGACGAUAAAGAUAGUACUCUGUCUAAGAUAGGAAGCACCAUUAGUAAAUUAUUCGGUUCUGAUGCUGAAACUCCAGAGAAAACGGAAGAAAAAACAGAAGAUGUACCAAAAGAAGCGGAAAAGAACGAAACUAAAGCAAAUGAAACAACUUCAGAUAAACAAAACGCAACAGAAACUGAAACUAAACCUAAACCGAAAGUGGUUGUGCUUAAAGAACCGAUUAAAAAUAAAGAACAGAUCUUAAACUUGCAACCAUUGUCACAGGAACAAUUUAAGGAAUCGAAAAACAAAAUUAAAGAAUUGAAUAUCAUUGAUAAGAAACGCGUUGAAAGGGAAUCCGCUUUGAAUAAUCUAGAAGCUUUUGUUGUUGAUGCUCAGUUAAAGAUAGAUAUGGAAGAAUAUUCUGAAUGUGGAACUCAGGAACAAAUCGAGGAAAUUAAAAAGAUAUGCAGUGAAACAUCGGAAUGGUUGUACGAUGAGGGUUAUGAGGCUGAUACAGAAACUUAUGAAGCGAAAUUAGCUUUGUUAAAAGAAAAAACUAACCCCAUUUUCUAUAAACAUUGGGAACACAGAGAAAGGCCUGACGCCGUAGCUGCUAUGCGAAAUAUGCUUAAUUCUUCACAAGAAUUCCUUAAAAUGGCUAAAAAUUUAACAAAGGACACAAAUUCAGAACGCGAUGUGUUUACAGAUGUUGAAAUUGAUGUAUUGGAGAAGAAAAUCACGGAGACUCAAUCUUGGCUGACCAAGUCAAUUGAAGAUCAGAAUCAGUUAAAGAAGAAUGAAGAUAUAAAAUUGACUGUUGACAGCAUUCGAGAGAAGAUGUCUAAUUUAGACAGAGAAGUGAAAUAUCUCGUGAAUAAAAUGAAGAUAUGGCGGCCGAAGAAACCAGUAAAGAAAGAAUCGGAUAAUAAAACUGAAACGGUUAUAGAGAACGAAAAAACCGAUGGAGCGGAGAAGACGGAGAACCAAGAAGAGAAACCAGAGGUUCCUGAACAGAAAGAAGAUACCGGCGGUGACGAAACACUGCAGAUAUCAGAUGAUAAUCCAGAACAUUCCGAAUUAUAAUAGGUUUUCAAAUUUAAUUUAUUAGUCUAAUUUAUUUUUUACAUUGACAAACAAUUGGAAUUUGUUCACUUUUCGUAUAUUCAGUCUCGCACAAAAGUAUGUUAAGUUAUAGAUGUCCUUUUGUUAAUAAUGUUUGAAUAUCCUUAUUCCUCUUAAAAAUUAAGCUUAAAGUGACAUUACAAUAAAUGUUUUUUCUUAAGUGAGGUUAACUGCAGGUAUGUAUAUGAAGAGAGAACAAGUUCUAUGCAAGAUGAAAAUCUCAACUCUAUGCGCCGCCUCUUUCAUUUACUAUCGCCGUAUAUAGACAUAAUAUAGACGUUGAGUGUGAUAAACAGUGCUAUUAUUUAACUAUACUAUUUAAAGUAAAUUACCUUAUAGCUCUUUUUUAAAUAUACCAGUACAAAUUUAUAAUCUAUGGUCGUAAAUAGAACCACUCCGCGUCUAUGGUCUGUCAUAGAAUAGUUAAUUUGUCUAUGGUUUUUUAUAUUUAUUUGAUUAUCGAGCGGCGUCCAGAAUGUUCCAUAUUUUUAUGCAAUGAACCCCAAUAUAAUGAUAACGCGAGUAUGUAUUCAAUAUGUGAUAUAGGAUGAUUGUAAUUUUGCGAGUUUGGGACUGUUUUUCUGUUACCAAUAAAGUUUUUUUUUCUUAAAUUGGGUUGUUUUUAUCUAUUCGUUGAUAAAUUUAGUAAAUGUAUAUUUUGUUUGUCAGUAUUGUUAAGAAUAAUAGGUUUGUGAAUGCGAAAUGGCGGUUAUUUGUUUUAACAAAACUUAAUUUGUAUAUCUAUGUAUUUGUGCAUUUAUACUAACUUUCACUGUAACUUAUUAUUAUAAAUGUUUAGAUUAUUCUAAGAUUUUGUGGAUCUCUCUAAAUGAUGCGUACUCUGUAAAUCAAUUACGAUAUUUCAACAUAAAUUUAAUACAAAAUUUGCAUUCAUUUCUAACAUUUAUUUUCGUGAAUAUUCUUGUUUUAUAAAUAAAUGUUGCUUUAGGUGAUUUUCGGUAUCAGAAAACAGUUCACGUAGUCUUACGUAUUUGAGAUUUGUCAACUGUACCCAGUCGCAAAUGAAAAUAAAUUAUUGAAAGAACAUUA